GUGGCCGUAGCGGCCGAGAGCGGCUGGUAGCGCUUCCCGGUCCUGGGCCGCGCGGGGGAGGAGGGGGCGGAGGGGGCGUUCCCGCGGCCCCCGCCCCGCGGCCCGCGCCCGUGAUGUCACAGUCGCGGCCGGCCCCGGCGUCCCCGGGUCGGCUUGGGGCGGCGGGCUGCGAGGAGGCGGACGCGGCGGGAAGGGGCUCCCGAGGCAUGGCCUGACCCCGGCCCCUCCCCGCCUACGCCGCCCCCCAGCCGGCCCCCCCUCCGCCGGGCUAGCGUGCGCGCGGCGGCUCCGAGGGGGCGGCCCCGGGAAUGGCUGCGCCCCCUUCGGCUCCCGUGCCGCGCUCGCCCUUUUACCUGCGGAGGCCGGCGCCCGGCCCGCAGUGCCCAUGGGGCAUGGAGGAGAGAGCGGCGGCCGGCGCGCGCGGCCGGGAGCCUCCGGGCCCCCCGCGGGCUGCCGUUCCCUGCUUCGGGAUCUCUGUGCACCCGGACGACAUCCUGCCCGGCGCCCUGCGCCUCAUCCAGGAGCUGCGGCCGCAUUGGAAGCCCGAGCAAGUUCGGACCAAGCGCUUCACCGACGGCAUCACCAACAAGCUGGUGGCCUGCUAUGUGGAGGAGGACAUGCGGGACUGUGUGCUGGUCCGGGUGUACGGGGAGCGGACGGAGCUGCUGGUGGACCGGGAGAACGAGGUCAGGAACUUCCAGCUGCUGCGAGCCCACGGCUGUGCCCCCAAACUCUACUGCACCUUCCAGAACGGGCUGUGCUAUGAGUACAUGCGGGGCGUGGCCCUGGGGCCUGAGCACAUCCGGGAGCCCCGACUCUUCAGGCUAAUCGCCUUGGAAAUGGCAAAGAUUCACACCAUCCACACCAACGGCAGCCUGCCCAAGCCCACCCUUUGGCACAAGAUGCACACUUAUUUCACCCUUGUGAAGAACGAGAUCAGCCCCAGCCUUUCCGCAGACGUUCCCAAGCUGGAGGUGCUGGAGCGGGAGCUGGCCUGGCUGAAGGAGCACCUGUCCCAGCUGGGCUCCCCUGUGGUGUUUUGUCACAACGACCUGCUCUGCAAGAACAUCAUCUACGACAGCACCAAAGGUCACGUACGGUUCAUUGACUACGAAUAUGCCGGCUACAACUACCAAGCUUUUGACAUUGGCAACCAUUUCAAUGAGUUUGCAGGCACAGAAGGGGAUGGCCGUGACCGCCAGCGAGGUGCAGCGGCUCUACGUGCAGGUCAACAAGUUUGCCCUGGCUUCUCACUUUUUCUGGGCGCUCUGGGCCCUCAUCCAGAACCAGUUCUCCACCAUCGACUUCGAUUUCCUCAGGUACGCAGUGAUCCGAUUCAACCAGUACUUCAAAGUGAAGCCUCAGGUGUCCGCCUUGGAGAUGCCAAAGUGACCCGCGCCCCCCUCCCUCUCCUCCCCAUCUGCCUGGCAGGCUGGCUCUCCGGGACUCGGCUCUGUUCUGGGGUCUGUACCCUUGGACAAGGUGGGAGAGGGGACAGGGACUCCUCCUGUGCCCUCUGCUCUGCGCCGUCCCUCUGCAGCCUGCUGGGAGGAAGGCCGGGGAGCGCCACCGCCCUGGGCCUCCAGAGCCUGGCUCUUACUUCAUGCCGUGGCCUGGCCGGAGGGGCCAGCAGCCUUGUUCCUCCCCCUGCCUUCCAGGCAUCUGUCUCUCCAUGGCCACCCCCUUGGGGCCGACUAGUGGGAGCCAAGGAGCGGGCCGGGCCCAGGGCUCUCCUGGCAUGCUGGAGCCUGGGUCGGAACUGUCCAAAGGUGCUGACAUCAUUGACUCUCAGCAGUCUCCACCUCCUUCCUGCCCUCACAGCCCCUGGGCCCAAAAAGUGAUUCAUUUGUAAAUUAUCUUGAUUUUUCUGCAUUAAAAUGGCCAUUUCUGGA
This is a messenger RNA of Eptesicus fuscus (big brown bat), 1892 nucleotides long. It is a transcript of the gene ETNK2, whose product is annotated as ethanolamine kinase 2. Gene Ontology annotation, biological process: phosphatidylethanolamine biosynthetic process. Gene Ontology annotation, molecular function: ethanolamine kinase activity. NCBI's taxonomy places the organism in Eukaryota, Metazoa, Chordata, Mammalia, Chiroptera, Vespertilionidae. The coding region runs from base 309 to 1841 and encodes 510 amino acids. The record is from RefSeq and is a predicted model, not a curated record. The transcript has 9 exons. Gene Ontology annotation, cellular component: cytoplasm.